Molecule: messenger RNA, 1203 nt
Organism: Symbiodinium natans
Lineage: Eukaryota; Dinophyceae; Suessiales; Symbiodiniaceae
Source: the annotation of a GenBank genome assembly
AUGGCGGACCAGCUGACUGAGGAGCAGAUCGCCGAGUUCAAGGAGGCCUUCUCCCUCUUCGACAAGGAUGGCGACGGAACCAUCACCACCAAGGAGCUGGGCACUGUGAUGCGCUCGCUGGGCCAGAACCCCACGGAGGCCGAGCUGCAGGACAUGAUCAACGAGGUGGAUGCCGAUGGCAACGGAACCAUCGACUUCCCCGAGUUCCUGUCCUUGAUGGCUCGCAAGAUGAAGGACACCGACACGGAGGAAGAGCUCAUCGAGGCAUUCAAGGUCUUCGACCGCGAUGGCAACGGUUUCAUCAGCGCGGCGGAACUGCGUCACGUGAUGACCAACCUGGGCGCCUGCCUGAGUGGUUCUGGAGGGGGCGCGGGGGGUGCUGGUGUGGGUGGAUGCGAGAAGCUCACGGACGAAGAGGUCGACGAGAUGAUCCGCGAGGCCGAUGUGGACGGUCCGGACCUGAGUCACCCGAGCGAUGGCCAGAUCAACUACGAGGAGUUCGUGAAGAUGAUGAUGGCCAAGUGUAGGCUAAUGCAUGCUGAUGAUUCCUGUGCGUCGGCAGAUAUCUUGGAAGCCAUUCCAAUCCCGGAUUUGACAGUUGCCGAAGAAAAGGCGACCGCCCGCUGCUUUGCUCAGCACCAGCUCGAGAGGUUUGCAGGCCGUGUAGUCGAAGCAUUCGCUACAUUUCUCGCCAUGGCGGACCAGCUGACUGAGGAGAUGCAGAAGUUCGUGAGUACCGAGCCUGGAACCUGUCCAAGAUCGCAGUUGCAUGAGGAGCAGAUCGCCGAGUUCAAGGAGGCCUUCUCCCUCUUCGACAAGGAUGGCGACGGAACCAUCACCACCAAGGAGCUGGGCACUGUGAUGCGCUCGCUGGGCCAGAACCCCACGGAGGCCGAGCUGCAGGACAUGAUCAACGAGGUGGAUGCCGAUGGCAACGGAACCAUCGACUUCCCCGAGUUCCUGUCCUUGAUGGCUCGCAAGAUGAAGGACACCGACACGGAGGAAGAGCUCAUCGAGGCAUUCAAGGUCUUCGACCGCGAUGGCAACGGUUUCAUCAGCGCGGCGGAACUGCGUCACGUGAUGACCAACCUGGGCGAGAAGCUCACGGACGAAGAGGUCGACGAGAUGAUCCGCGAGGCCGAUGUGGACGGCGAUGGCCAGAUCAACUACGAGGAGUUCGUGAAGAUGAUGAUGGCCAAGUGA